This is a messenger RNA of Mollisia scopiformis, 2221 nucleotides long. RefSeq lists its product as uncharacterized. The transcript has a single exon. Gene Ontology annotation, molecular function: zinc ion binding; DNA-binding transcription factor activity, RNA polymerase II-specific. Bases 211 to 1845 code for a protein of 544 amino acids. Gene Ontology annotation, biological process: regulation of DNA-templated transcription. The record is from RefSeq and is a predicted model, not a curated record. NCBI's taxonomy places the organism in Eukaryota, Fungi, Ascomycota, Leotiomycetes, Helotiales, Mollisiaceae.
AAUUACCUUCUUUGGACAUCGUAUACGGAGCAUUUCUACCAUGACACAAAUCUUAUGGGUAAAUCUGGAAAUUUGACAAGUCGCCCACGAUCGACGUGACGCCACUUCCGGCCCAAAGACUUUAUUCGGCAUCCAAGAACCUUAUCUGAUCACAGCAAGAGAUCCAAAUCGGCUUGAUAAUCACGAGGGUGGGACACUGUAGGACGAAAGAUGGUUUUCUGUGGCAAGCCCAGUGGAGGCUGCCAUGCUUGCCGAGAAAGGAAAACCAAGUGUGAUCAAGUCCUCCCAGGUUGUACUCAAUGUAAACGUGCGAAACGUUUAUGUCCAGGAUACCGUGUACCGGGCGAUCUGAUCUUCCGGAAUGAGAGCUCCAACGUUAUCCGGAAGUUCAAAGCAAAGGAAGCAAAACAAAAAGAAGCAGCGAAAACCUUAACAACUCCACCAGUCUCAGAAGAUGAAUCAAAUGUGGAAGAUGCAUCACUGGAAGUCGCUCAACAGCAAGAUAGACAACUCGAUGUGUUCUCACUUGCCCCUUCUCUGGAAGACCGAGCUACAGGGUUCUUUGUAGCAAAUUACGUUCUGGGCAUGUCCGGUCCCUCCCGAGGACAUCUCGACUAUAUUGCCGAUGUUUCUAGGACACAGAUAAUGGAUGACAGCUUGGUCUCCAGCAUGAAAGCCGUGGGCCUGGCUGGUUUUGCGCAUGCGGAACAUGCUCCUUCGCUCAUGAAGAACGCCAGAUACCAGUAUGUGCGUGCAUUAAAGUCCACUAAUGCAGCCCUACGAGAUCCAGUGGAGGCCAAGAAGGAUACCACGUUAUUGGCUAUAAUGAUCUUGGGCAUCUUCGAAACUAUAACCGGCUGCACGACCCGCUCAUUGAGGGAUUGGGCUCGGCACGUGAAUGGCGCUGCAGCUGUCAUCAAGCUUCGAGGCCCUGAUCAGAUAAAGACGCCACAUGGUCGGAGGAUGUUAAUUCAAGUGACAGCCAGUCUCUUGAUCAAUUGCUUACAGCGAGGUGUAGCAUUGCCGAGCCAUAUCCAAGAGUACAUGACAGCCGCAAUUAAACUUGUUGGGACCCCGGAUCCUGCAUUCGUGAUCAACGAUUGUAUGAUGCACUUUGCAAAUCUUCGGGCAUCUGUCCUGAGCGGCAAAUUGACGGAUCAGCAUGAAAUUUUAAGGCUCUCCCUAGAAUUGGAUGCGAAGCUCUUGGAUAUCGUUAUCAAUGUUCCUCCUGGUUGGGAGUAUCAGACGAUAACCACACUCGAACAAUCAGACGUUGCCUAUAAAGGACGCUAUCACCUAUACUACGAUUAUUGGAUAGCCAUGAUCUGGAAUGCCCUGCGCUCCUUACGACUUCUCAUUCAUGAGCUCAUCCGGGAUAUUCUCCUCAAAGGAUUCGCCCAACGGCCACCCACUUUUCACUCGACUGAGCACACUGCUCAGUUCCAGAUCAGUACAGAUACUUUAUACCAGCAUCAAGAGGAAAUCCUGCUCAGUGCUGCGCAACACAUGAACAAUUUCCCCAAGGCGCAAGACCUCUCGGUUUACAAAUCUGUGACUUCUAUUCCGCUGAUAGCUUACAAUGAGUUACAUGCACCUCUAAGAAUGUCAGGAGGCUCGUUUUUGAUCUGGCCGCUUUGGCACGCUGGCAUCCUAGACAUUUCCACUGAGGAAGUGCGAAGGUUUGCGAUCAAAAACUUGAAUUUCAUUGGAGAUACGAUGGGAAUUCAGCAGGCGUUUGUUCUAGCUAAAAGUGUGGAGGAAAGAUUGGAUAUUGAGGUGUGGAAAGAAGGAGAUCCGCCUCAUUCGAAUCCUGAUUACACAUUUGACACCGAAGUUAAUGGAUGAUGCUCAAUAUGGAGGGGAGAUGUUGACAUGCAUCCAGAGAGUCCAAGAUGAUAUGCGAGAAAGGCAUCGCUUCGGCUUUUUUCACUGUCGCAAGGCAUGAGCUUUGUCUCAAGGAUGUCUCUGGCUGCAGAAGAUGCAACGAGAAGAGAUUCAUAAACCAUGUGUCCAUGAGUCUGUAUGAUGCUGAUAAAGAGUCAAGUCAUGAGACGAAGAGGGUCAUUCCAACGAGGAACGAUUCUGUGAACAACGAAACAGAGUAUAGGUUUGUUGGAGAGGUAACUACUGCAACAGACGCGUUAUGACAGAGUUUUCUGUUAUUCAUCUUGAACAUAAACAACUAGAUAUUUUAACAUAAUGUCCCCAUUUAUUACCAAAU